This is a messenger RNA of Dentiscutata erythropus, 659 nucleotides long. The record is from the annotation of a GenBank genome assembly. NCBI's taxonomy places the organism in Eukaryota, Fungi, Glomeromycota, Glomeromycetes, Diversisporales, Gigasporaceae.
AUGUGUCUUAAAGACAAUGGUCUAGAUCCAUCUCACUACGUCUCUGCACCUGGAAUGUUUAACGAUUCUCUAUACAAAAGUAGUGGGGUAGAACUUAAGCUUAUGACAGAUAUGGAUGAGUAUCUGAUAGUUAAAAAUGGAAUCCGUGGAGGAAUGACAAUGGCAUGUCAUAAAUAUGCCAAAGCAAAUAAUCUGCAAUGUCCAAACUAUAAGUUCAGCAAGCCGAAGUCCUGGGUCUUAUAUGAAGAUAUGAACGCCUUAUAUUCAGGUGCAAUGACCCAAUACAUGCCUACAGAAAUCCUAGGUAAGGUAAGUCCAGAGGAAGUACCCGACAUCCAAAGUAUUGCACCAGAUACAGAAAUAGGCUAUACACUUGAAGUUGAUUUAGAAGCCCCGGUGCACUUGCAUGAUUACUUUGCAGAUUAUCCUUUAGCGCCAGAAAAGCAGAUAAUACCAGAAAACUGGCUUAGUCUAUACAAUGAAAUAUUAGUGCGUGAUAAAAAUGUUGGAGAAGGGAAAUAUGUAUCUGGAGAAAAGCUAGUUCAGACCCUUUUUACUAAGAAGAAUUAUAUAGUUCAUUACCAAGCUUUCCAGACAUAUAUGAAGUUCGGAAUGAAGGUUACAAAGAUUCAUAGUGCUCUCAAGUUUAGGCAGUCUCU